AUGAAUCCAAAAAAAGAGAGAUAUCAGGAAAUAUGUGACAAUUUCAACUCCCCCGAAGCAUUUCCGUUCCAAGAAAAGAUUCACAAGACUUUUGCAGAAACGUCGCUUAAGCUCACACAGCAACUGUGUGAAUCACUUCACGUGGAUGUGAAAAUGUUUAAACAAAGAGCAGGGAUAAUUGACGAAAUAGACCUUCUGAUGAAUGUUUCAUCGUUCAUGGGAAAGACGGCCCGACUUUUCUAG
Caenorhabditis briggsae is the source of this 243-nucleotide messenger RNA. Lineage: Eukaryota; Metazoa; Nematoda; Chromadorea; Rhabditida; Rhabditidae. Bases 1 to 243 code for a protein of 80 amino acids. The transcript is spliced from 3 exons. The record is from RefSeq and is a predicted model, not a curated record.